Messenger RNA from Pocillopora meandrina, 20268 nucleotides. Lineage: Eukaryota; Metazoa; Cnidaria; Anthozoa; Scleractinia; Pocilloporidae. The record is from the annotation of a GenBank genome assembly.
AUGAGCGUAAAUGAAAAGAAUCAGAUGAACGAACAGGUGUCCAAUGUAAUAACAAGCUUUUUAAAGCAGCGAAAAUACACGGAGAGUGAAAGUUCUAUGAAGGACUUCUCAGUGGAACACAAAAUGGAGGACUUGGCUUGCAAGAGGACGGUUUGUAACGAGAGUGGCAUUCCUAAUGUAUUCUCAUUUGCAAUCAACAGUUCAGACCCAGCUAUGGUGAAUGAACAAUUCUCCAGUCUGAAAUCGUUCAUAACGGGUACAAACCCGGCUUACAGAGUGGAACUUUCCAAAUUUUUGUUCCCGAUGUUUGCCAACAUCUAUUUGGAUCUUGUUGCGAAGGGACAAUCGAUUCCUGCUCAAGAACUUUUCACAAAGCACAGUGGCGACUUUCCGAUCGAGCACAAAGAAGAAAUCCAACAUUUACAAGCGAUAACGGACUUAGAACGUUUAAAAUCCAGCGAUACAGCGUCCAAUUUUAGACGGAGUAAAUACGUCGUCAAACUAAGUAACAAAGUAUUUACUUAUUUCGUCCAAUUUCUGAGAAGUGGCGAUCACGUGCUAUUACUUCAUCUGUUGAACAAACACUUUAGCAUUGAGAUAUCGCACAGUAAACCAGGACAGAAGCAAACCAGCGAUGAAAUGGAAACGGAUGAAACAGAGGCACCAGUGUCAAGUUACAGGGCCACAAGAGGCGGUAAACAAGCGAAAUCUAGCUCAGAAAAAGAAAACGAGAGCCUGGUAGCUUUAAAAGAAAGCAUCGGCCAUAUCAGAAAUGGACCUGCUUGUCUACCCCCAGUUUGUUUCCACUCUUUUGUGAAUGCUUACCAAGGGUAAGAAUUACAUGUAAAAAGUGAAUCAAUGACUCUCCCCUGGGCAGCAACCCUGCAGAUUUUUCCUAAGGGGGAAACCCUGGGGAUUCUCCCCCUAGGGGGACACCCCAGGGAUUCUCCAGUUUCUCUAGCAAUUUAAAGUUGCUGCUACUUAUAUUCAAGAUUUUAGCCUGUAAGUCCCCUCUCCCCUUUCCUGACUCCUCCCUUCGAAGCAAAAUGAAAGUUGUGCAGUUCUAGUGUUGCAUAACUGUAGUGAGGAUAGUGAUGAUAAAAGUGAUGAUCAUGAGCAGGGGUGACUCAUCAAAAACCACAUAUCUGACAAAUUUCAUUCCCUGAUGAUCAAGGAUUUUUAUGUGUUUGUUUUCCACUUGCUUCAGCCUUUUCAUUCCCAUCUCCACAAAUCAACAAAUCUUGCAUUCUGUCAUACAUUUCUUAUGAUGUUAGAUAUAAAAUUUUGUGCUGAAUCAGGCAAUUUCCCUAUCAAUAAUAUUUUUGCUAAAUUCCCACCUCAAACUAGCCUAAUGUUGUGGUGAAAUUGCAAGGAGAAAUGAUUUUUUGGUCUCUCCUAGCAGUGAAAGGAUUUAACAAGUGUUGAUAGUAUAAUAAUAACUAUCUCAAAUAUACCAUAAUUUGAUUUCAAAUAUUAUAAUUUUUCAUGAAAAAAAAGUGUGCAAAAUAUCUUUUUGAAUUUUGUUUUUCCUUAUGCUUUUUUUUUUGUUCCAAAGAUUAAGCUCUGCUGCUAUUUCUAAAGAUGCUGGUCUUAUUUGUGGUGGCUUUGAAGAUUCCUCAAUUCUUCUGUGGAGUUUGACACCAAAGAAACUUGUGCGAUCAAAGAGUAAACCAGAAAUUUCUAAAGUACAACUAGCACCAGGUAUGAAUGGGUGUCUGUAAUCUAACAGCACAACACGCUUUUUCGAACUAAUUUGAAUUUUGUAAUUUGUAGGCAGUUUUGGCAUCAUCUGUUGGAGAUGCUUUGGGUAGCAGGUUGAAUGCGACACCAAUAAGUCUGCAUUUGAGCCCUUUUCCUGUGACUCCGUGUUUUGUGUUUGUGUUAAAUGUCUCAGUCUCACAAAAAAUCUCACCGAUGAGAGUGUGCAAAUCAGUCAAUUGUUAAGGAAACUUCACAAAGUGCAGGAGUUUACCCCCAAGGGAGGAACACCUCUAACCCUUUACAUGCUAUCUUCAGGAUGCAUAUUCUCCAUACUGUUCUUUAUACAUUUCCCAUGUUAGGUGCAAGGAGAAUUUGUCUAACAAUCAAAAGUAUCUUGAUUUUUCAAUCAUUUCUUUCAUUCUCAUGACCUUAAUGUUUGAUUCAGGGUAGAUACUGUUGGUAGAAACUAGAUUCUUGUCACUCUCUUAUCUGUUGAUGAAGCGCAACAGUGUCUGUAGAAUCAAUCCAUUUUUUAUAUAUAAUUUUGCUUUGUACGUCUAGAUUUUCUUCCAUGCACACCAAAACUGGAAACUGUGUCCUGUGAGAGUGUUUCUCUACAUGGUCACAGUGGCCCGGUGUAUGCCACACAGUUCUCACCAGACAGUUCUGUAUUAUUGUCAGCAUCAGAGGAUACAACUGGUGAGUUUAAAACUAACAUAACAGACUUUUAUUUUUGGGUGAUUAUGCUAAGGUGAAAUUGUCAGAUCACAAAGCCAACAUAUCUGACGAAAUCAGCUAAAAGACAUCUCCUUUGAAACGAACACGCUAAUACAGUGAUUGUCUGAUGAUAAUAUCAAGAAACGAAAGUUUCUAUAAAACGAUUAAAUUAACUAUGUAGAUUUAUAAAUACUACGACUGAAAAAGAAACAGGUCAAGAAAGAGAAAAUCCUCCUAUUGUAUUAAUGUAAUUCAGUUUUAAAAUACUUCAAACAGUCAAUUACGGGAUUUUUAUUAAACAAGGUUAUUUACAGAACGGAUUCCCUCUUGGCAAAAACAGAGACGAAGAAUAUUUAACAAAAAGUGUAGAACAGUUUUCCUCGUUCCUUUUUGAAGAGGUACAUUUUCAGCUUGCAGAAACUGGAUUGUAAGCGGUCAAACAGGAAAAUUGUUCAGCACGCGCCGCACGUGCACUCUGUGGAGAUCUCGUGCAUUAUGUAAUACUGAUCGGACAAGCAACUCUUAGCGGGACUUCUAAAAACUCCCCAGGGAAGAAAACUUUGCCCACAGAUAUCAAAGAGUGAGGGUAUUAGGAUAAAGCUGAUGUGUCUUAUCUUUAGCUUUCGUAAAUGUCCUUUCGCCUAUGGAUAAACUGAACUCGUCAAAAUAAGGCAUUGAUUCUUAAAAAAUGUCCUCAGCGGCUCUAAAAUUCACCCCUUGCUUCGUCGAUAUCAAGGUCUUCAUAUGAGUGAUGUUUUGAUUUCGGUAUUUUGUGGAUAUUUUUUUUUUCAUAAAUUCACCUGUCCGCACUUUGAAAGCGGGCCUUGACGGUGAAGUUGGGUAUUGCGAAGUAAACCUGGUUACGGCCUAUUUUACUUUUAAAUACUUCCUUCAGAUGGUGAGUUUCCUAUUUACGCCGGCACCUUCCUUUUUUUUGUCACUACGGAAAAUAAAAUCGAUUGGACGUUGUUCACCUUGGAUGCAACUGGUUUGACAGUUUUUGUUUGCUUUUUUUUUUUUUUUUUUUUUUUUCGGUCAAUGUCAGUGUUACUUUAGGUUUCGACACUAUCCAGGAGUGACAAAAAAAAUUGUUUCUACUUUUCGUUACGCAUACCUCGAUAUUGAUUGUUUUUAACGAUAAAUUUUGCCUUCAUUGUUUAAAGGUUAUUUCUCUUUUAAACAAUUCUCAUAGGUUUUUGCCAAGUUUUAAGGUUAGACGAAACUGAGAAACUCCACGCAAAGAGGAUGUUUUAUUCAAUAGUUUAUCGUGAUUUUACGUUAAGAAAGACCUUCGCGUUAUUUUUUUGUUGUUUACUAUGUCAUCGUGGUUUCAUUCGGUUGAAUUCUCUCCUCAUUCAUUACAGUUAAAAUUCUGCUUUCAGUUUUUUGCUAAGAUUCUGGCCGUGCGCCAAAAAUGUUCGCGGAAAAUAUCAUUGUCAAAAAUAGCUUUCAACUGGAUUCUUCGAACAGUUGAUGUCUCAGAAUGCUCCCAGACCUCUUAGAAUUUAUCAUGCCUCUUGGUUGGAACUGAAAGAUUAUUUUAACUCAAAACCUCUUGGAAUCGUGUUUUUAUUCCCUUUUCAAGGCGAUUAAUGAAAAAAUUUCCGUUCCCGCCACUUGGAUCCGUUUACACUGAGAAAACUUGACCACUGCGAGAAAGUCAAAGUUCAGGAGUUUCGCUGAUCUUCUUGCGUAAAAUUGUGCCAAAGAACGCGGACUGGGUUUUUUAGCCGAUCUUAAGGGUUUCCGUAGUCGACGGAGGUUUUUUUGUUUGAUUUAACGCAGUUCGCUCAUAUUCCUAGUUCUGGCCUUAUCGAAUGGUUAUUUAAUACCGGCUUUUAUUUUUUUUUACUUAUAACAUAGAUGUUUAUAUAAACAAAAAAAGGUUUUCACAAUGUUUUCUAUUUAAGGUGCUUAAUUAAUGCUGAUAAAGUAAACAAUAACUCCACGUCAGUUUCGCGUUCGUUAGCCUCGAUUUUCAAAAGGCUGAGCUUUUAAUUUCUCAGACGGAGUUUUGUUUUCCUUGGAGUUUCAAGGAGUGCAAACUCUCGACUUUGAACUUUGUCCAUGAAUUUAUUCCUUUUCCUUAGGAAAAAUUAUAUGCAAAUACUUUAUCAUCAUUAUCAUUCAUACUCUUAAACUGACAGAUCCCAUACGAAAGGAGUUUAAAAAUUUCAAAGCAGGCAAUUAUCUCGCCACGUUAUAAUUUAUGGGUUUAAUUAAUUCAGAAACUUUUACAGUUACUCGUCCUGUAUUUUCUUAGCAGAAAGUGAAAGAGACCUUGUCCCGAAGGGUAAAUUCGGAGGAACUUUUUUUUUCUGCUUAAGUACUGACUUUAUUUCAGGCUAUAGGCGGCAAUCAUACGCGUUCCAGACCUAGUUUCCACUCUCCCUGCUCGUUUUUAAAUGACUUCUUCAAACGCUGCGCAAGAUUUUAGAACUGCCUCUCUCUGGUUUUGAAGAGGUAAAUCGCUAAUUUAUUUUCAUACUGGCUUCCUCUCAUGAAUGCCUUUACGUUCUCUUUUAAAAUCCCCACAUCCAAUUCUAUGCUAAAUUUAAAUGAUCAAUUCCCGAUUUCCGACCAGAACCAAAACAGACCAAAUAAUUAACCCCUUGUUUCAAGACUAUAAGUUUGUCUUUUAAUCGCACUUUUGUUCGGGCAAAAGUUUGAUGUUCUUUUGCUAUAAUACUGAGCUUUGCUUAGUGAAAAUUCGCAGAUGUAGGUGUAUGUUAAAAGCUGUUGCGAGUUUCGCUUUAGUGAGCUAAUUUCCAGAGAAAUACACGUAAUUCUUAUUUCACGGCGCGAACAAAAGCAUCCGUUCCCAGUGCGAAGGAGAACUAAAAUAGUGUCCACUCUCAUCAUCUCUUGUGAUCAAGUGAAGCGAACGUACUUAAGAAUCGACGCGAUGUCUGACGUCGAACGAGCCAUUAUUAUCAUGGACUCUCCUCCAAACAAUCUAGGAUCGAUCCAUUUGGAAAAGAAUAUGCAAAUCGUCGAGGGCACUUGAUAUGCGUGUAUGGUUUUGGUCGAUCUCGCAGUUCAUGUUAUUUUUAACGCUAAAAAAAAUUAUCAUAUUUUGGUGGAUGCAGACUAAGCAUCGACAGACUCUCUUGGAAAUCUUACCUUUUAUCCGCCUAUUUUAACGCCUAUCUCCUUUGCGACUAGCCUCAAUGUUUAUAGUUAUAAUUAUAAGUGUUUCUUCCGUCUGCAGCUUUUAUAUUUUCACCUGCGACCUUUUUGAGUCAUGCGUUGGUCCCGGGAGAAGCACAGAUUUCCCAAUCUUUGGAGCAGAAAAUCCUGUUGCAUAAUAAUUUAAACUAUAUUGCACGCGCCGGCAACAGGAGUAUAUUAUAUAAGCCCACGCAAAAUGUGGUAAGAGUUAUUUAUCGGUUUAAUAGAUGAUCCUUUCAAGUGUUCCAGAAAGUUACUUAAACGUGUAGUCGCUCGGUUUUUCCCUUCUCAUUACAAAAUGCAACCAGUUAGAAAAAGAUUUGUUACUUAAUUGACUCAAUUAUUUUGCUUAUCGAACGUGUAGUUUAGAAGUGUGAAGAUUUGUACCUCUACGCCGGGCAUUCCUCUAAGUUACAACGCUAAGUCCUUUUCCCCACCCACCCAUCCCCUGGUCUUAUGCGUAUGUGUAUCUUCAAGUUUAAACUCAUACGUAGCAUAACUUCCAGAGUGGCUUUAAUCUAAGAGAUUCUCGUGGAUAGCUAUGGCUAAUCCAUCUGUUAAAAUGCUAUUUAUCUAUUAUAGUUUGACGCAAUUGCAUUAAGGUGAUUCCAGUGAGUGUGCCAGUCGUUUUGCACUGAAGACCGUAGAUCAAAAGAAGUUUGUUUUGAUUCAGCAAAUGUCUUUCAGUAAGCAGAAAUUGUUUAAAAAAAUGCAUGAAAAUUGUUUACCUCGCAUAACACCUUUUUUAUCGCGUGGAAACCAUUUUUGUUAUUAUGCAAUCGUUGUACCACCCUAAAGGUUGGGAGACCUGUGGAUAACGUAUGAUGUUUCCUCUGAUCGAUUACCUCGACUGAAGAAUUAGAAUUUGAUAGUAGAUUGUGCCAAAGGUAAUGGUAACUCAGAAAGGGAAGGUUAUUGUCUUUUAGCAGCGCAAAUUUCUAAGGUGAUGUGACGCUCUGUCUUUGAGUAAUUGCUCUCCAAACUGAAAAAAGAUUCAUAUUGACAAGGAGUUGACGGGGAAAUAGCUAAGAAAUAUAUCUUUUCAUGGCGAAAAAAAAAAAUUUCGUAGCGAAUAAUUGACGAGGAGCGAUGAGUUUGAGCGCUGGUUUAAAAGGCAAACGAGGUCCUACAUGAACUCUUCUCUAAUUGAUUUUGCCCGCAACGGAAUUAACGAAUCCUAUAUCACCUGAACAGAAUCUGUCUAUUUGCUUGUCUCUUGUGAUUUCCACGUGUUCAGCUUAAUCGUACGUAGAAAUCUUCCACAUACCUUGAAUUCUUUCCUUCAUAUCUGGGUGAGUUGCUAGCCAAGUGCAACGAACAGGAAUGAUAUUUUAGUUCAUGAUAAGAAGUUUGUCGAGGGGAAUUUUUGGUUUUUCUAGUGGUAGAUUGAGCCUUUGAAUGAGACCUUGCUAUAUCUUCGUUUACAUCUGAGGGUCCUUUGGAAAACCACAACGUCUGUGGCAAUCGGACAAGGCUGGAAACAAAGGCGUAGUGCGAAGAUCGAUGGAUCAGUAUGUCUAUUUUACAUUUUCCAAUGUUUACCUUGCCGUCAUCUUUACUAAAACAUCACAAAAUUACACAAUUGUACGCAUAUUUUAUUGAAAAUCAUUUAAUUGUCAUUAUAUUUGUAUAUUCUGCCGAUAACAAUUUCUAAACCACUAGGAACUCCAUCACUGCACAUGGCACGCUUUUGACAUAAAUGAUCCUUUUCAACUAGAAGGGCGUUUGUCGCAUUAAAACUUGGUGGUUAAAUUAUCUCACCAUUGAGUUUUCUGCAGCUCUUGUAGUAGAAUAUCCACCAGAAAAAUCUGAACUGUUUGGGCCUUCAAGUCCUCGUGAAGGACUUAGAAUUCUUCCCACGCUAAUCACAAAAUUUUUAAAAUUUACUCUUUAUUGGACCAAUACUAGGAAAUUGCAAGUGUCCUAUGUAGGACAGCAUAAAAAUAUUUUUCGUUAGGUAAUGCCCUUGAGGUCACUUUCGUUACUGCAUCUUAAAAGUCUUAUGUUACAUCGAGAAAGGAAAGACAAUUGGAUGGGCGAGACUUGGUCAACACUUUACUGUUUGGUGAAUGCGAUGAAAAUGGAUCAUUCAUAAUGACCUCACAUCAUUUGAUCCUUCGCCUCAAAUCGAAAAAGUAUAAUCGUUGAUAUUUCCACAACUGAAAACGUGGUUAGAGCGUCCAUCGUUGUGGACAAAAUUCUUGCUUCUCAGAUAAGUGAAUGAUAUGUGAAUUCAUUUCUCUAUUCUGUAACGAUUUAAUCAUUUUUGGAAAUCAAAUAAAUUAUUGAAUCCCCUUUUCAGCCCUUUUAAUAUCUGCGAGAGAAGACGUAGACUGGAAAGGUUGUGUACAAUCCUCAAAUGAAUUUUCAGUUUUAAACAUUGAAAUACUUUGGAGCAAAUUUCUUUACAAUAAGGAACCCAGCCAACAAACCGAAGGAGUGCCACAUGAUGCAACAUUCAUAAAUGUUGUGCAAGAAUUUGAACAUUUUUUCAAAUUCAAAUUGAUAUAACGCAUUCAUCAUGUUGCAAGUAGUCUGGUAGAAGGAUUAUGCAUGCAAGAGAGUGUUUCUAAUUAUGAAUUAUCGUCAAAGGGGAAAUAGGACGAGAAUUGCAAAAGAACCCCCCCCCAUUAGAGUUCGAGGCUACGACUAAAGCCAGCCAAACUGACGCUUUUGAUCGCUUUUCACAACUGGCGUUUUCGCAUUUUAUAUACAUCCUUUGACGCGACUUCAAAGAAUUGAUUGCCAAACCACAAUAGAUAUCCCUUAAUAAGUAGCUCAGAUAUGUAAUUACCAACGAUACGCAGCAAUAUUAACUCUUUUUUCCUCAAGAUCAUUCAGCUGUUUUGGACAUCACAUGCUUUAGCCAUGAGCUUAUACAUCACGCCUGUAAAACGGACAUUCCGUGAAGUUUUACAAUUGAUGAAAACUUGUUUCAUUGUGAGAAUUAUGGACUUUAUUCAAUUUUCGAAAAGAAUAAUUUGAUUUAAACAGUUCAGUUGUCUAUACGAAUAUUUAGUGGUACAAACCUAUGUGUGAUGUCAACGAACCUGCAUGGCCCCCGUGUGCUGUGUUAGUGGGGCAAGUCCCUUCGGAAACAUUACAAAGAGUUUUGUGCGAUUCUGGUUAGGCCAUGAAAAGAAUUUUCCCUUUGCAAUUCACUACUCGUUCUGUCUCUUGUUCCCACUAGCACCGUAAUAUGAAGUUAGCUUCCGUCGCUUUAAGCUGUUGAGACUUAAAUAGUUUUUUCUCUUCUCUACAUGUUUUCUGAAGGCUGACAGUAGAAAGUGCUGGGGAAUGCUGUUCUUUUAACCAUUUAAACAAUUAUUGAAAUAAUGAAAAAUCUUGAAACACUACACUACACUACACUACACUACACUACACUACACUACACUACACUACACUACACUACACUACACUACACUACACUACACUACACUACACUACACUACACUACACUACACUACACUACACUACACUACACACUACACUACACUACACUACACUACACUACACUACACUACACUACACUACACUACACUACACUACACUACACUACACUACACAGCACAGUCGUAUUUUUGACAGCAUGAGAAGCCCAACGAACGUCGUCAUUCGCUCUGACAAAAACCUAACUCUCGGAACGUCGGAAACUUUUUAUAGUGGUCAAUUUACAUUAUCAACUCAGCUGAUAAAACCAAAUCAUCCUUGAUAGCCUCCACUGACGCGUCACCACAGUUUCUUUCGAAACUUACCUCCUCCUACCCCCUCCCCUUAGUUAAAAAGUAAAGCAACCUAUUUCAGGGUUUGAAAACUCUGCCGUUGCAUACCAUUAAACAAGACCUCUUGUGACUUUAAAGGCAACUGAUAUGUUUCUGGGAGGUCGAAGUCGAAUCUUCGAUAAAACACAACUGAUGGAGAGACAUCGAAUUAUCGUCACGUUUAUAUGAGCUCCAUACCUAAUAGCGAACUUUCAUGUGGUUUUGUGCUCUUCAUGGGUUCUUAAUAGCCAACAGUAGCAAAAGCACAGUGCCUAGUAAGUCUUAUAGAGUUUUACCACGUGACUUUUCGAGGGCCUUACGUAUGCUUUACACCAAUAAAAAACAUACGUGACAGAACUUAGAGCACUUGGCCACUCUUCAAUAAAGCUCAGUAUCUUUUUUUGACCAAUUAUUGAGCGAUUAAACUGAGUAGCCCUUUUGAUACAAUCAUUGCACCAUGUGUCAAGUGAAUUAAGUUGAGCUUCGUUGCAAAACAGAUGGUUUUUUUUCCUAUCAGUCUUUGGACUUAAUGACUUUUCCUCGAUAUUCUAGGUAUUCAUUAUUUCGGCUUCAUAUAGCCCAAAACAGAUGGUUUUUUCUGGUGUCCUCGAGGUGAUCAGUCUUUGGACUAUAAAUUUACUUUUCAGCUCGAUAUUCUGAUGGUAUUCAUUAAAUUCUUUCAAAUGUUAACAGUGUCAAAAAAUCGAUUUCUGCCCUGACACUUGCCAAAAAAAACCUCACAGCUUGGGUACGAAAAGGAAUGCCUUCUGUAAUUUUUUUUUUAAGCUUAUAGCGUUGAUUGCUGGCGACAGUAUACUGUGCGACAAGUUGUCGUGACAGUUCGUGACUUUUUAUGAGUGAUCGGUCGACGAAUCGUGAUGAGCCCACACUUCGAUUAAUCCAUUAUAGUUUGACGCAAUUGCAUCGGGUCGAUUCCAGUAAGUUUUCCAGUCUCCACAAGGCCGAAAAUGAAAAGGAAUUCCUACUGAUUAACAGGAGGACUUUGUCUAAUUAGAAAUGAUUUAAAAAUGCAUGAAAACAUCGCUUGUAAACUGGCCUUUCAUUGCGUUAUUAUGCAAUAUUUCAGUGUACAACCUCAAUGGUUGGGAUACCUGUGGAUAACGUAUGAUACGUCACCUAUUCCAUUACCUCGACCAAAGAAUUAGAAGUUGAUAGUAGACUGUUCCAGAAAAAAACAAUUUUUGUCUCUAAGCACCACAGAUUUACCAUUGUGACGUGAUGCUCUAUUUUCUAGUAGUCGCCCUCCAAACUCACGAAAUUUUGUAUCGACAAGAAGUUGACCGCAAAAAGCUCUAAAAAUACGUCUUUCCAUGGCGAAAAAAGAAACUUCGCCGCGAAUAUUUGACAAGAAGCGAUUUUGAGCACUAUUUCAAGGGCAGACAAGGUCAUACCAUAAUUUGUCCUUCAUUUAUUUUACUCGAGAAAGAACCAGCGAUUUUAAUAUCACCUGAACAGAUUGUGUCUAGUUGCUUGUCUCUUGUGAUUUCCACGUGUCCAGCUGAAUCGUACGUGGAAAUGUUUCACAUUCUUAGAGUUCUUUCCCAAAUGUCAGGGCGAGUUGCAGUUGAGCCAAAUGCAACAAAGAUGAACACCGUAAUUUACCGUGAGAAAAAUGAUUUUACAGUUUGUGGAGAAUGACAAGAAGUGUAUCGAGAGGCAUUUUCUGUUUUUGUAUCAGUAGAUUUAGCCUCCAAGUCAGAUUAUUCUCUGUCUUCCUUAACAUUGAAGUACCCUUUGGAAAACCACAGCGACUGUGGCAAUCGGACAAGGCCGGAAACAAAGGCUUAGUGUGAGGAACAAUGGAUCAGUAUGUCUAUUUUACAUUUUGCUUCAUUUUUCUUGCCGUUAUCUUCGCUAAAACACUACAAAAUGACACAACUGUCGUUGUGUUCUAUUGAAAAUCAUUUAAUUGUCACUACUUUGCAUAUCCAGCUGAUAGCAAAUUCUACACCAUUAGGAAUCCAUCAUUGCACGUGGCACGCUUUCGACUUAGUUGAUCCUUGCAGCAUAAGGGACCUUUGUUGCAUGAAAACUUAGUAGUUAAAGUAGCUCACCACUGAGUUUUCUGUAGCUCUUGUACUUGGAAUUCAAUCCUCCUGGGGGACUCAGGUUUCUUCCCCCGCCCGUUAAAGAUGUUCAAAAUGUUUUUUUACUGGAUUAAAAUUUCAAGACUCUAAUGUGAGACAGCAUAAUGUAAUUUUCUGAUUAGGUAAUGCCCUUGAGGUCAAUUUCGUUUCUGCAUCUUAAAAGCCUUAUGUUACAUCGAGAAAGGAAAGACAAUUGGAUGAGCGAGACUUAGUCAACUCAUUACUGUUUGGUGAAUGCUAUGAAAAUGGAUAAUCUAUAAUGAUCUUAUAUCGUCUUGGUUCUUUGGUGAAUGCUAUAAAAAUGGAUAAUCUAUAAUGAUCUUGUAUCGUCUUGGUUCUUUGCCACACAUCACAAGAAUAGAAUCUAUGAUAUUUCCAUUACUUAGUGUAGUCGAGAUUAAAGCUUCCAUCAUUGUAGGUAAAAUUCUCGCUUGUAAGAUAUAGUUGUGACCCGUAGAUUAAUUGCUGUAUUCUGCAGCAAUUUAUUCUUACGAGAUAUCAAAUGAUUUUAUAUCUUCAGAUUUGAAAUUGGACUGUUCACUCCACAUAUCAAUUUAUAGUUUCAAGUAUUUUAACGUUUAUGUGGUCGUUUUCGCAAUAAAGACCACCCCCCCCCCACCACCAAAGUGAGUGACACAGAUGCAACAUUCGUAAAUGUUGUGCAAGAAUUUCAACAUUUUCCAAAUUUUUCCAAAUUGAUAUGACACAUUCAUCACGUUGCAAGUGUUUGCUAGAACGACCGUGGCUCGUGUUGUAACAAUGAGUACUCUUAAAACGGGAAACAGAAAAAAUAUUGCAAAAGGACCGCCCCGUUAGAUUCGAUGCUAAGAGGAAAGCGAACCAGAAUGACCCUUGAUACAAUUCGCAUUGUUACAUGCAUUGUCGCAGCCAAAAAGAUUUGAUAGCCAAACCCGCAGCAUAGAUAUCCUUUACAAGGCUGCUAAGAUAGGUAAUUUCCAGUGAUUUGCAGCAUUGCCAACUCCGGCAUUUUCUUCAAGAUCAUUCAGCUGUGUUUUACAUCACGUGCUUUCACUAUGAGCUCACAUCAUGUCGAUAAAACACACCUCCUGUUUUGCAAAUUAUCCAUUUUUCUCAAAGUAUAGUUUGAUUUAAACAGUUCAGUUGUCCAUAUGAAUGUUUAGUAAUACAAUUCUGUGUGGUUCCCACGUACUUUCUGUGCUCCUCGUGUGCUGUGUUUGUGACGCACGUCCCUUUGAGAACAAUACAAAGAAAUUUUUGCGGGCCUGGUUAGGUCAUAAGAAGAAUUUUCCCUUUGCAAUCCACAACUCGUACCGCUCCAUGUUUUUACUAACAAAUUAGUUUGGAGUUAGCUUCCGUUGUUUUAAGCUGUCUAGACUUCAAAAGUUCUUUUUCUAUUUCACAUUUCUCCUGAAGGCUUUAGUAAGUGCUGUAAAAUGCCCGAGUCUUUUUGUUUUUCUUGUAACUGUUUUAACAGUUAUUAAGAUGACGAAAAUUCUCCAAGCACUACACCACACACCACAGCCUUAUUUUUGAUAGCAUGCCCACUGAACGUCAUCAUUCGCUCUGACGAAGGGCAGACGCUCGAAACGUCAGCUGUCUGAACUCUUUAUCGUGGCCAAUUCACAUUAUAAACUCAUUUGAUAAAACGAAACACAACACCACAGUUUCUUCAGAGACUUAUCCCCUUUAUUCAGUUCAACGUGGGAAAACGUGAUUUAAAAGUAAAGCAUCCUAUUUUGGGCUUGAAAACUCCACUAUUAUAGAACAUGAGGGAAAACCGUGUGUGACUUGAAAUGGAACUGAUAUGUUCCUCGGCGAUCGAAAUUAAGUUGCCUUCGUUAAAACACAACUGAUGGGGAUACAUCGAGUUCUCGUCAUGUUUUUGUGAGCUUAGUACCUUAUAGCGAACUUUCAAGUGGUUUUGUGUUCUCUUUGCGUUCUCAAUGGCCCACAGUAGCAAAGAAAAAUCGCUAUUGUUUCUUUUAGAGUUUAACUAUUUGACUUAUGAGGAUUAACCUAUACUUAACACCGAUAAAUACGUGCAUUUGGGACAUUUUAAGGCAUUUUGUCUCUCCUCAGUUCAGCUUAGAAUCUUUUUUCGACGAAUUAGAAAGCAAUUACUCUGAAUACCCUUGUACAUACCAACCCUAAAGCUAAAGUUCAAUUCCUCAUUGGGGAAUCGGAUUUCCUUCCCCCACGCUCGUCGAAAAAUGUUUAAAACCUCUUCUUUGCUGGAUUAAUAGUAACUAAAUGCAAGAUUCUGGUGUAGGAUAACUUAAAUAUAUUUUUCAACAGGCACUGACAAUGAGGUCGCAUUCGUUAUUGCGUUUCAAAAGCCUUUUGUUAUAUCGAGAAAGUAUAUGCAAUUCAAUGAGAAAGACUUAGACAGCUUUCUACUGUUUGAUUAAUGAUGUCUGAAUAAAUAAUUCAUGCUAACCUUAGAUCGCCUGGUCCUUUUCUGUUAGUUACUGAGAUAUCAUACAUGUUAUUUCUACUACUGCGUUCGAGGGUUAUGCGUUCAUAAUUGCGGACGAAAUUUCCUUUUCUGCGAUAUGUGUAUGACUCGUGAAAUUGUUAUCGAUUCAGUAACAAUAUAUUAAUUAUGGAAUAUCAAAUCUUAGUAUUUGGUCACUUUAUAAGUUCCCUUUUAUAUAUACAAAGGAAACGAUGUGCAAUUGGUUUGUACAUUCCUACAAUUUCAAACAGUUUGAGCACUUUGGAACAAUUUAUUGAAAUAUGGAACUCACCCACCAAACCGAAGGAAGCCAUAGGAUAUAGCAUUCGUAAGUGCUGAGCAAGAAUUUGAUCAUUUUCCAAGUAUUUCCAAAUUGAUCCAAUGCAUUCAGUUGUGCAGAACGGUUUGCUAGAGCGAUCAUGUGUGCACUAUGAAUAAUCUUAAGAGAGGUAAAGAGAGAUAUAAAACAACUAUCGCAAAAGAACUACCUCAACAAAAUUUAAAGCAAAGAGGAAAGACAGCCAAACUGAUUUAUGUUGCUGCUUGCAUUUUUGCAUUUUGAAUGCAUCGAUUAUCGCAGCAACAAAGAAUUGGUAGUAGGUUAAAUCACCAUCAAUUCGUGUUCUAUAGAGAUCAUUUAAUAAGCGGCUCAGGUAUAGUGAGUCAUAGUGAUUCGAAGCAAUAUCGACUCGUUUUCCACAAGAUAUCCAGCUGUUUUUUAAAAUCACGUGCUUUCACCAUGAGCUUAUAUCACGUUGGUACAACACGUAUUUAGUCAAGUUUAAAAAGUGAUCAAACCUAGUCUCAUUUUGCGAAUUAUCCAUCUUUCUGGAAGGACAGUUUGAUUUAAACAGUUCAAUUGUCCAUACGAAUGUUUCGUAUUGUAAACCUAUUUGUGUUGCCCACGAACUUGCUAUGCCCCUUGUGUGCUGGUUUUCUAGGGGCAAUUCUCCUCGAGGACAUUACGAGGAGCUUUUUCUGGGUCUGGUGUAGAACCUUUGAGGGCUGUGCCGUGUGCAAUUUACUACUCGUUCCAUUCUUUAUUCCCACUACAGCAGAUGAGUAUGGCGUUAGUUUCCCAAGCUUUAUGCUCCAGAUUGUUAAGCAAAGUUUCUUUCCUGUUCUGUUGAUCAACACCUACACUUUUGUGGUCUAUAUGGCAUCAGAAGGUUUUUGAAAGGGUUUGAAAAUGCUUGAGUCUUUCAAUUACACUGUUGACUGUCGAUGUAAAAUCCUAAACCUCUAGAAGACAGAGGCGUGCUAUUGAUAACACGAGAAGCCCACUGAACGUAGACAAACUGAAUUAUAGAGGAAAGCAUCGUAAUUUAGGGUUUGAAAACGCUACCAUUGUAUACCGUGAGAAAAGACCUUGUGGAGCUUGAAAGGCAGCUAAUUUUAUUCUCGCAGAUCGAAAUCAAAUCACUUUUAAAGAAAACAACUGAUGCGGAGACAUCGACCUGUCAAUUCAUCUUAGCUCUGUACCCAAUAGCGAACUGUAAUGUUGUGUUAUGGCCCAUUCAGGUCAGUUUGACUGGCUCACAACAGCAUAGUAAAGUGAUCACUUUAUUUUAUGGAGACCGACUGUUUGACUCACAAGGGCCUUGCACCGACAAAAAAAAUAUUACAAUAAAUGAGACAAUUUGUGGUAUUUAGUCUCUCCUCAAUGAAACUUAGUAUCUUUUCUUGACAAAUUAGUCAAGUGAACAACCCUUUUGAUACUUAAUUUUACAAAACAUGCAGAUGUUUUUUUUUCUGUUAUUCUUUGGACUAGUAUAUGAAUUUUGCCACAAUAUGUGACGCAAAGGAGGUUUGGAUUCCUUGCAAGAAGGCGUUUUUCUCUGAUGUCAAUGAGCCAUUUUUUUUUUGGAUCACUGACUGACAAGCAAAAUAUCACACCAUCUCUUCGGCCAGAAAUGAACGAUUAUCCCGUGAUAACAGGAGGUACAAAGGCCAACAGAAAUUUGAAGAUUUCAAAAGUUUACUGUUUCUAAAAUUAAUUUCAGCACUUAUACUAGAUAAAAGACCUCGCACCAGGACGCAACGAGGAAUUUCUUCUGCAAUCGUUGUUGUUGGCUUUUAUCGUUGAAAGCUGAUGACAAUGACCAUGCAGCAUGGUACCGUGACAAAUUAAAAAUUUUCGGGACUGAUCAAUCGACGAAUCAUUAGAAGUUCACAGAUUGUCUUGCAACAUCAUAACAAUAGCUCAGCACGUGCGUUUCUAAACUUAGCCGUCCUCUGCAAAAAAAAACAACUUGAAAUUAUAAAUUUGCGCGGUUCAAGAGCGGAAACCCCGAAGGCAAAUUAGUUAAGUUUUCAUUUGGAACUCAACCCUACCUUCACACAUUAUAAUUAAGUUGAGUUGUAGCGGCAUGAGAGACAAUAAACAAACCGGCCAUUCGCGAAAUUCAAACUAAAAAUAUAAAUUCAUUUUUUUAAUCGACAUCUUCCUCUGCGUUGCCUUCCUGAGUGGUUUAGUCCCCUAUUGUUUCUUUGGAUAAACUAGACAAAAACAUCCGGUUCUAACAAUUAAGAAUUUAAGUGGAUUUUCUUAAUAGAAUCAGCGUUGUCGAUCUCUAGUAACCUUGGAACACAUGUUUUCGAUUAUGACCUCCCCAUCCGAGAUUAACAAAAGGGUCGCGAAAAUUUUAUUAAUUGAGAGUUUUUAAGAAUGUCCUUGAUAAUGAGGGGAUUUGUAAAUAAUACUUAGCUGGGGUAGAAAAAAAAAACAAACAAAAAAGAAUCAAGCCAAGAAUAAAACAAAACAGAACUUUCCCUCCAACGAAGGGCUCACGCUCGAAAUGUCACCAUAAAAACUGUUUACGGCGGCCAAGUUACAUUCUUAACUCAGUUGGAAAAAAAAAAAAAAAAAAAAAGGAUGCCCAAAAUAGGGAAACACCGAGUGCAAAUUACCUUCCUGUUUAAAUCCCCCCCCCCCCCCCGGCUUAAAUCUGAGCAGUUUCGAACAAAUUGGACAAUACUAAACGGUAGAGACAAAGAAGCCCGAGGGGAGGAUGGUGGAGGGCUUUGGUUUCCCCAACCCCUCACCCUUAAUCUCUUUGCUCGCGCUUUCUACAGUAUUUUGCUCUUCUCAUUAGAGUACGGAUGAAAAGUGUUCUAUAUAUCCCGAAGCAGCCCCAACAUAUCAAGAGAGCUAGCCUCAACAAACUCUACUCGCACACUAAACUUCUCUCGUUCCUAGUUCCCAGCAAGGAGUGACAAUUGCACUGAGUGAUGGGCCCAUGAAACUAACCUGCAUAGGAUCUUGGGAAGAGUUGUGGAGAAGCGUUGACUUCCACCAUUGCAAACUGCGGAAACCCUCCUCAUGCUGUUUAAAUAGGGAAAAUUUAAAUCCUUCCUAAAUUCCCAAGAAAGAGAACGUAAAUCUCUUUGAUGUAUUAAUGUGUGUUUCUCCUUUUAUUUAUUUGGCAGUUCGGUUAUGGAGCCUUCACUCCUACACAAACGUGGUUGCGUAUAAAGGACACAAUUUUCCCGUGUGGGACCUGGAUAUCAGCCCACAGUGUCUCUACUUUGCAACUGGCUCCCAGGACCGCACGGCCAGGCUGUGGAAUCUAGAGUACACAUUUCCUUUGAGAAUCUUUGCUGGACAUCUUCAGGAUGUGGAUGUAAGUUUGUGGAAAAGCACUUAAGCUGACUUUAUCAUUCCUUUUACAGAAAAUUCAAUGUAGAUGCAAACACACUUUAUUAUAGAAAUACAAAUGAAAUACCAGGUGAGUUUUCACCAAAAACGUGAUAUCUUCACUCGUGAAAAUAACACCGUUACCAUGGUUACAUAAUGACUCGCGUCUUUCGCAGCGAAAGUGAAAUGGUUUGGUUUUUCAUUGGUAUCUAUAUAAUAAAUGGAAUGUUACAUAGCCGCUUAACGAUACGAAAUUUCCUUUCUCGUGUUAAAAAAUAUUUCAAGGAGAGAUUUCGUGUCUCCGCGCGGCCAUAUAAUAUUCUCUAUUUACGAGAGGAGUAGUUCACAAUCAAGUAGUUAACCCUUUACACCCUAAAAUCAGUAUUCAUAUUGUCCAUACUGCUCUCUAUUCAUUUCCUAAGGUGCUGAUAAGGAGAAUUUGUUUACCAGUCAAAAGAUUCUUUCGUUGGUGAUCAUUUCUUUUAUUCUCGUGGCCUUCACGUAUGAUUUAGGGGUGAUAUUGUAGGGAGGAAUUUGAUGCUGGUCACUCUUUGGGUUUAAAGGGUUAAACGUGUACAAGUAUCCAACGCCAGGCACUGGGUCGGUAGAGGCGAGCAGAAGAGCGAACGCGCGAAAAUCGACGGGGUCUGGAAAGUAGAAACUUCACUCCCCUUCGUCCAUCUCGUUUUUCUCAGGUUCGCUUUUUUUUGCUUGUUCCAGAAACUUAUUGCCUGAAACAGGUUUAUAUAAUAUUGAAACUUCACUUCUCAACGUCUUGUUCUUGCAGUGUGUCAAAUUUCAUCAAAACUGUACGUAUCUCGCUACCGCCUCAUCGGACCGCACUUGUCGCUUAUGGGACCUACAGUCUGGAAACUGUGUCAGACUCUUCACAGGACACAAGGUAUGUGCGCCUAACAAACAUUAUUAGACAGCAUAUACCUAACUGUCAUCUCAGCGGCCAAUCAGAACAACGGAAAACCUCGAAAGUGACCAAUGAGGACUUACAACAACUACGCGCAUCAGAGCUCAAGCGCGGGAAGACGCGGGUGACCAAGCCAUGAUCGGUUUUAUAUCAGCAUGUGAUUGGUUUUGAGCUGGUACAAGUAUUCUGGACCAAUCACAAAGUGAAGUGAAUUAGACCAAUCAAAAUUGAAAAAUGCUACGUAGGGAAUGUCUGUAGAUCGGGAUUUAGGGAACCGUUGCAACGAUUUCAUUAAUUUCUAGGAAAUUGUAACAAAAAAAACAACAACAACAGCUACUCCACCUUUUUAAAAAGUGGUACUCUUAAAUCCUCUGGUUGGUGUGAAAGGGGUCUUAAGAGUCGUGGAAACCAAUUUCUUUGGAGCUCCACACGCAGUGAAAAAAUGACGCGGAAAAUGUCCGUUGCUACCUGUUUAACAAACGUUUGCGGACCUGCUAUUUUUAUUGCUUCCAAAUUUGAUUUUUUCCCCACGGAAAAGCGUAGCUCAGAUAUCUCUCUAUUUAUUUAUCCAUUUAUUAUUUUUUUCACUGCUUGCAGAGUUCAGUUUAUGCUUUGACGAUUUCUCCGGACGGCCAAUACUUAGUCUCCGCUGGGGAAGACCGGCGCAUUCGUCUGUGGGACUUAACCGCAGGCAGUAUGAUUAAAGAACUACGCGGGCACACCGAUACUGUGUACAGCCUCGCUUUCAGUGCAGACGGUACACUACUAUCGUCAGGAGGACUGGAUAACAGUGUUAAAGUGUGGGACUUUGGCCAGGCGGUGAAGACUUCAAGUAAUGGCAGUUCAAGUGUCUCUGUUUCACCAGAACUCAUGGCUUCCUUUCCGACUAAGAACUGUUCAGUUCACUGCGUACAAUUUAGCAAUUGUAACUUAAUUCUGGCGGCCGGUACGCAGUCUCCCUGACGGAGGGGCAGAAAAACAGGACAGGAAACAAGCUUGAACACGCACAGAUUAUUUGAAGUCAAACUAAUUUUAUUGACAUAAUUCAUAUUUUGGAUUUACUUUUCAAUCCUAGUUAAUUUUCUGUACAAAAUCGAUUUGGAUUAUAUACAUACAACAAUAUAGAAACUUACACAGACAAAAAUAAUUGAGAUUGAUUCUAGCUAACAGAGUUUGUUUAUGAAUUAAUUGCACAUCCAAGUUUUUUCUUACAAAUAGCUUUACAAACCAGAUAAUAUGCAUACAAAUCUUAAAAAAUUAAACAUAAUUCAGGCAAACAAUAAGAAAGCACAUCCACACAAUUGGGGUUUUCUGUUGGUUAUCUAACCUUUUUUCAGCCAAUGAAAUACCAGCAUGCAGCUGCUGUUAGUGAACUUGAGUUUUGAUUGGCCAAAAAGAAAAAAACCAACAAAAACAUGACUGACUACAGCACUUGAUAGCAGCACUGACACUGACAUAGAUGUACCAAAACAAAAAAACAUCACACAGAGGCAAGCAAGCUGGAACAGAUAUCUUUUUCCUGAGUAAACUGAAUUCAUUGCAUCAUCUAGCAUAAGUCUAUUUCUAACAAAACAAAAAACGUUUUUCAAUGGCUCACAACGAAAAUGAUUUAACAUGUGGCUUAUGUACGAACACAUUCGAAAGAUUCUUAUUUUUGUAAAGAAAACAAAUACUUGAAACAAUGGAAAAUACUUCAAGCUAUGUUUUACUUAAUUCAUUUUUACAUCAUAUGUUGGAUUGCAAAAUUAAAUAGUAUCUUUAAACUUGAAAAGUUCCUUUCUUGUCAUAUAGCAAGCCAUAUAAGCAGAAUGAAC